Messenger RNA from Microthlaspi erraticum, 813 nucleotides. The record is from the annotation of a GenBank genome assembly. NCBI's taxonomy places the organism in Eukaryota, Viridiplantae, Streptophyta, Magnoliopsida, Brassicales, Brassicaceae.
AUGGAUAGGAUAAGUCUGUUGCAUGAUGAGCUACUCUUGACGAUAUUGUCGUUUCUUCCGACUACGAAAGAUGUUGUGGCGACGAUGGUUCUGUCUAAACGGUGGCAGCCGCUUUGGAUGAUGGUGCCAAGACUUGUAUACGACUAUAGCUAUGAAAACGCUGAUUAUGGAAGGUUUUCGCGCUUUGUAGACAGGUCUCUGCUUUUGCACAAGGCUCCAGUUCUUGAAACCUUGUAUUUCAAAGUCACUCGAACCUCUGGCGUUGGAGAUAUUCCGCUGUGGACUAGAGCUGCAGAGAAACAUUCUGUGCGUGAGCUGUUUAUCGAAAUCCAUAGCUCUUGUAUUGCAUUUCCGGCCAUUCUUCCGAGGAGUUUGUACACAGGGUGUAGAAUGCUUGUGACGUUGAAACUGAAUAACGUGGUUCUUGUGGAUGCUGCUUCAGAACCGGUGUCUUUCCCCUCCCUCAAAUACUUGAAACUUAACUCCCUGAAGUACCCUGGUGAUGAGUUCGUCAAGAGGUUUUUAUCCAGUUGUAUUGUUCUUGAACACUUGGAUGUUGAUCAGUGUCCCGGUGACAAUGUGACCGUUUUCACCGUUAGAGUGCCUUCUCUUGAGAGUUUAUACGUGCGUAAAUCAUCAGACACAGAUUUGGAUAAUGCAGAGGGGUUUGUGAUAGACGCUCCAUCUUUGAAGUACUUGGGCAUUACUGAUAGUACCGGUGGGUUUUGUGUCAUUGAGAGUGAAAUGCCUAAUAUUGUAAAGGCAGAUGUUGAUACUGGUUAUUAUUCUCUUAGCAAGAUUUUGGGUCGAUAA